AUGAAGUUGUUUAUUUUAGUUUUGCUAUUUUCUAUCAUUGAUGCUCAUGAUUCUUUGAAUUCUAUAUAUCAAGAUUAUAAAUGUCGUUCCAAUAGACUUAUUGAUAUAUCUGAAAGUUUUGAUUCAAAUAUUGUAUGGGUUUUAACUCAAGAUUGUUUUUUAUUUUUGAAACUUGAUUGGCAAAUGAAAUAUUUCAUUAAAAAAGGAUUAGAUUUUACCAAAAUAUGGAAUAAUAAUUGUACUUUAUAUACAAAAGAAAGUAAGAUGUUUAUCAAUGUUGUGAAUAAUCAUAUUUACAUUACUCGUUUUUAUUAUACAUUAUUAGAAGAAUUAGAAGCUAUAGUUAAUCGAAUAAAUUUUAUAAAACUUUUACAUCAAAAAGAUAUUGAAUAUAUUAAAAUAAAAACUUUUACUACUGAUACACAUGAACAUCAUGAUUAUAUUGAAACACUACCAGUAUCAGUUAGUACAACAAAUUUACCCAUAGAUUGUAUUGUAUUACAUAAAAAAACAAUUGAAUUAAAAUGUUUAAAAAAAGAAUUUGAUACUUUAUCUUUAUUAUCAUAUACUGUAACAUCAAAAAACAAAUUUGAAUUAAAGACAAAAAAAAAAUUAAGAAAUAUUAUAAGUGAGGAACAAUAUAAAUACAAAUUAUUUUUAAAUUAUGAUAAACUUUUUCUUAUUUUGUCACAUAAUGAAAUGAAUACUUUUGUUUUAAUUAAUGAAAUAAUUGAAAAAGAUCAAACAUCUAAAGAAAAAUCACAUCAAAAUUUUAUUGCAAUGCCAAGUUUUAACAAAAAAUUUUUUUUUAGUAAUAUUAUAUCAACAAUAAAUAAUGUUGGAUUGACAGUAAAUUAUUGUAAUAAGCAUGACAAAACUGAUAAAGAUAUUUUUAAUUGUAAAACAUUUUUUGUUAAAGGAGAAAUUUUUACAAAAAACUCAGUUUGUGUUUAUAAUUUUUUAUUUAACAAAAAAUUUGUUUCUUUAAGUGGUUUAAUUCCUUUAAAAAAUUUUAAAAGAACUCCUACAACAUUAUAUAGAAAAAAUGAAUGUAUAAAUGAAAUUUUUAAUAUAUCAAAAGAUGAAAUAAAUUAA
Molecule: messenger RNA, 1095 nt
Organism: Strongyloides ratti
Lineage: Eukaryota; Metazoa; Nematoda; Chromadorea; Rhabditida; Strongyloididae
Exons: 3
Coding region: 1-1095 (364 amino acids)
Source: RefSeq, a predicted model, not a curated record